AGCAAAUUUUCGAUGCCUCGCAAUACAGGUACCCCACGAUACAGUCCCCACCCGGCAGACCACCCGCCAAAGCCCCGCGCCGCCACAGCUUGCUUGCCUGCUCCAGCCUCACCUUCAACCGAGCCUCACCUCGACCUGGGUUCAACAUCCAGCAACAACCAUUGUCACUAGCAGACCCUCUCCGUCAGCUGUGCUGCUGCUACAGGGUGCUCUCUUCGACCUCGGUCUCUCCACCCAAAACUCCCACACAGGUCUUCCAAGAUCAUUAUCGACUUGACACCACUUUAACGUCAGCUCCGUGUCCUCCACCCCGCGAGGCGGCACGCCUUCACGUUCGCCCACCAUGGAGCAGACCAAGGCUCUCAACGCUCUCGAGCCCUUCCUCGCGCUCUCCAAGACAGCCAGCUCCCCCCGUGCCGCCGUUGACCUCGUCACCCGCGCCACAUCAGCACCAAACACCUUCCUCUUCGCCGAGCUCCUCGACACGCCCGCCAUCCAGUCCCUGGCCUCCUCUCCCGAAUCUGCCCCGCAUCUCAAACUACUUCAAAUAUUCUCCCACGGCACAUACGCCACCUACCGUAGCACCCCGGGCCUGCCACCGCUCGCCGACACCCAGGCUCGCAAGCUCCGCCAGCUUUCGCUCCUCACACUCGCACGCGAUCGUCAAAACCUCUCCUACGAUGCCCUCCAGACUGCUCUCGAUCUGCCCGACACUCGCGACCUCGAGGCCCUCGUAAUCUCCGCUGUAUAUGCUGGCCUGCUCCACGCCACGCUUGACCCCGCGCGCGCCGCAGUCCAAGUCUCCAGCGUUGCGCCCCUACGGGAUCUCCCCCCUGGGGCCAUCCCCGACAUGAUCUCCGCCCUCAACACAUGGGCUGGCCGGUGUACCAGUACUCUUGGUGACCUUGAGACCCAGAUGAAGGAUAUCCGAACCGCGGCAGCAGUGCGGCAGCGUAAUCAGGGAGCCGCGGACGACAAGCUUCAGCGGCUGAUGGCCGAAACCCCGGACGGUAGGAAGUACGAGGCCACCGGCUUGUCACGGGAGCUGCUCGCUAGGAGGGGGUUUAACAAGCGGUCCGUCAUGGAGGUAGCCAACCUGGUCGACAACGAGAGCAUGGAUGUGGACGAGCCCGAGGAGCGGGCAAACAAGCGCAAGAUGUAGAGGGACCAACCUGCUACCUGCGGAUAAGAUAGAUACCAAGAAAAUUAUCACGAUGAAUGAUGAACUAAUUAGACGAC
Messenger RNA from Ilyonectria robusta, 1239 nucleotides. RefSeq lists its product as uncharacterized. The coding region runs from base 344 to 1162 and encodes 272 amino acids. Gene Ontology annotation, cellular component: COP9 signalosome. The transcript is spliced from 2 exons. The record is from RefSeq and is a predicted model, not a curated record. NCBI's taxonomy places the organism in Eukaryota, Fungi, Ascomycota, Sordariomycetes, Hypocreales, Nectriaceae.